Strongylus vulgaris is the source of this 756-nucleotide messenger RNA. The record is from the annotation of a GenBank genome assembly. Lineage: Eukaryota; Metazoa; Nematoda; Chromadorea; Rhabditida; Strongylidae.
GUAGCCGGUGCUGUAGCUGCUAGUGAUAGAACAUGGACCACUGAUGAAGGUGUUAAAAUCGAGAUUAUUAAGAAAAUUCCAGAUUCAAAGUGCAAAUACCGCUCAGAGCCUGGCGACACCUUAGAGCAGUUUUAUAAGUUGACCGGUAAAGAUGGGAAGGUUAUUGGUAGCAACUUUGGACAAAAGCCUUACACAUUCGUGCUAGGACGAGGUGAAGUUAUCCGCGGAAUGGACAUUGCCAUGGAAGGAAUGUGUGUUGGAGAGCAGCGUAAGGUUACCAUCCCACCUGAAGAAGGAUUCGAUGAUACGAGCAACAUGGAUGGGGGAGCAGAACCACUUAACUACUUCGUUGAGCUCAAAAGCCUUUUCCGACCAAAUCCAGGAGACAAAUGGAUUACUGAUGAGGGUGUCCAUAUAAGUGUCACUCACGAAAUUGAUGAGAGCGAGUGCAUCAAGGCAGAGAAAGGCGACACCCUUCACCAACACUACACCCUUCACCUCGAGGAUGGCACCUUCAUCGAUUCAAGCUGGAAUCGAAAUAAACCAUUUGUUUUUAAACUGCACACUGGACAGGUCAUUCCUGGCAUGGACAUCGCCAUGGAUGGUAUGUGCGAGGGAGAACGCCGAAAAGUAAUAAUACCAUCUGAACUAGCUUAUGGAGAGAAAGGCCGACCUCCAGGAAUUCCCGGAAAUGCACCUUUACACUUCGAAAUUGUUCUAGAAAAGGUUGUAAAAGCAGAAAAAGAAGAACUUUAA